AUGGAGAACUGCCUCUACGAUCCGCCGACGACCCGCAGGGAGCGCGACACGCUUGUCAAGUCCGCAGAGAUUGGGUCGAGUGAGCUCCCCCUAGCGACAGCUGGCGGUUCUGUAUUAGGAAGCCCGGUGUCUGGUACUAAGCCUUUGUUCCGUAACGGGGAGAAACCGGAUACGUCAGAAGAUCUUGACGAUUUGACCAGCGAAGAAGACGAGAUAGAGGAAGGAGAGCGCGAAACGGAAUUGACUGCUGCUGAGCUAAGGGCGCAGAAGCGGAAGAUGAAAAGAUUCAGGCUGACCCAUAGCCAGACGCGUUUCCUUAUGAGUGAGUUCGUGCGUCAGGCGCAUCCGGACGCGGCACAUCGAGAGCGCCUUGCACGAGAGAUACCAGGGCUGAGCCCGCGACAAGUGCAAGUAUGGUUCCAGAACAGGAGAGCUAAACUUAAGCGACUGACCAUUGAUGAUCGAGAACGGAUAAUGAGGUCGCGAGAGCUGCCCAAAGAUUUCGAUACAACACAGGCGUUACACUCGCCAUUCAGCACAGCUAGCGGAGGCAUGUUUGUAGCCUCACCUGAGCCGUACGCUCCCAUGUUCUCCUGGCGCAAUCCUGCGGGGUGCCCCAGCCCUAGCGCCGCUGGACGGAUGCUCGAACGUACGCAUCAGUCGUCUACUAGCAUAGGUCCAGCGCUCGGUAGUCUUACUUUCCAACCCGAGCUGGGAGGUGAUGCACCAUAUCUCCACAUGGAUCAGCAGAUUCCGGCCGGCUGGGUGGACUCUCCUCAGUCUAUCUCCCACUCAGGGCUCGCAUACGGCAGUACUGGGGAGUCGAACAGCGUCCAUGCUGCGCCCAUAUCAGAUUACAGUUCAAGGAACGAGCGGCCGGUGGCGCACAGAACGUUGUCCAACCCGUCAUUACCAUAUGGGCUAGGCCAUUCCUAUACCUCAGUUCCGGGCUUCCAAGCCGGCUUAUCAACCCGCGGACGCUCACUAUCUGGGGCUAUGCCUAAGAGGAUAGAACUGGGCGAGCCCUAUCAAACACCUCAGGAUCAUACCUUUGAGGCUGUUCCGCAAACAGCAACCUUCCCAAGCUACCAGUACUCCCCUCUAACAGUGCAAGACAGCUCGCACGCAUACCACAUGAGCGCGCCGCACCACACAACAUUCUUUCAAGAGUCCUACAUCCGUCACGGUGGCAGCAGUACAAGUCACCUAUUACACUCUCGAGAGUUUUCCGGUCAUAUGAACGAAGACGAGAAGAGCUCCGGGAUGAGUUUCUCAUUGUGA
Messenger RNA from Coniosporium apollinis CBS 100218, 1281 nucleotides. RefSeq lists its product as uncharacterized. The coding region runs from base 1 to 1281 and encodes 426 amino acids. The record is from RefSeq and is a predicted model, not a curated record. Gene Ontology annotation, molecular function: RNA polymerase II transcription regulatory region sequence-specific DNA binding; DNA-binding transcription factor activity, RNA polymerase II-specific. The transcript has 4 exons. Lineage: Eukaryota; Fungi; Ascomycota; Dothideomycetes. Gene Ontology annotation, biological process: regulation of transcription by RNA polymerase II.